Molecule: messenger RNA, 822 nt
Organism: Aspergillus ochraceoroseus IBT 24754
Lineage: Eukaryota; Fungi; Ascomycota; Eurotiomycetes; Eurotiales; Aspergillaceae
Product: PQ-loop repeat-containing protein
Exons: 8
Coding region: 1-822 (273 amino acids)
Source: RefSeq, a predicted model, not a curated record
AUGGCUGGUGACGGCAACGUUACCCUCGCCUCGAACGUGCUCGGCACAAUUGCCACCGUGCUCUGGUGCAUCCAGCUCAUACCUCAGAUCUGGUAUAACUGGAAACAAAAAGACACGGAGGGGGUGCCGCAGGUGAUGAUGUUGCUUUGGGCUUCUUGUGCUGUUCCAAUGGGCGCGUAUUUAAUUCUUCAGCAAGUGAACCUCCCCCUGCAAAUCCAGCCGCAGAUCUUUGGGUUCUUUGCGCUGGUCAGCUGGGGCCAGAUCCUAUAUUAUACCCAUCACUUCCCUCUCCUCCGAGUAGUGGUCCUAGUCCCCGGGACCGCAGCGGUGUUUGGGGCCAUCGAGGCUGCGUUGAUUCUCGGACUUAGGAUACCCUAUAAGCAUGGAGUCACUUGGCCGGAUCUCCUGGUUGGAAUCAUUGCUGCGAUCCUUCUCGCGGCUGGAUUGCUUCCGCCUUAUUUCGAGUUGUGGAAGCGUGGUGGACGGGUGAUUGGGCUUAAUUGGUUAUUCCUGGGUACAGACACUAUGGGAGGACUUUUCUCGCUUUUUGCACUGGCUGCACAAGGCACAUUCGACGUGCUUGGAGGAAUCAUGUAUCUGAUCGUGGUUCUCCUGGAAGCAGGCAUUUUCCUCAGCCAUAUCAUCUGGCGCAUUCGGUACCGGAAACUGCUGAGGGAAGCUAAAACCACAGGCAGGAGUAUUGAUGAGUUGCUGGAGGAGAGACAGCGGAUGGAAAAAGAGUCUGAAGUUGGGCUGGAAAAGGUGGAAUUGCCGAUGAAUUCGUUUCUCCCUGCAGCGCCAGUGGGCGCAAAACGAGGCUAA